This is a messenger RNA of Quercus lobata, 1683 nucleotides long. RefSeq names its product basic leucine zipper 25 (gene BZIP25). Gene Ontology annotation, molecular function: DNA-binding transcription factor activity. The transcript has 6 exons. The record is from RefSeq and is a predicted model, not a curated record. The coding region runs from base 243 to 1538 and encodes 431 amino acids. Gene Ontology annotation, biological process: regulation of DNA-templated transcription. Lineage: Eukaryota; Viridiplantae; Streptophyta; Magnoliopsida; Fagales; Fagaceae.
CUUCCUACAUCAAUAGCAAUAGCGUGUACUGUAAUAGCUUACUUUUCUCUUACUAGUGCAUACGUGGCGAUUUGGUUGAGUCCCCGCUACAUUACCAGCUUCUUACAGCACUGGAUAAGUUCUCAGCGAUCCUUUUCAUAUUUAAAUAGCGCAGCCAUUACAAUUUGAGCUCCAAAAGCGAGCGAAUCAAAAAGCAAGUUUCGACAACUCAUUUCUCAUCGAAUCCAAUCCAAUCGAGAGCAAUGAAUAGAGUUUUUCCGGUCGACGAAAUCGCCGAUUCCUUCUGGUCCGGCACCGGCGGCAAUAUCAGCUCUGGUCCGAUGACCAGGAGCGAAUCCGAGUGGGCGUUGAUGAACUUUGUCGAGCAGUGCACGGAGUCAGAGAUUCCUCCUCCGGAGACUCCUGCUGCGAUCUCCGCUGAUGUGGUUUCGCCGGUGGAAUCGUCCUCGUCGAAACCAGACGAACUCGACGAACUCCUUCAUCUGCCGUCGAAUCCAUUUCCGAUGGCUGCCGUUGAUUCCGAUGAGUACCGCGCAUUUCUCAAAAGCAAGCUGGACCUCGCUUGCGCCGCCGUGGCUCAAAGAGGAUCGAAUUCAAAGCCUGAAGAAACUGGUAAUGUAGCGGAGACUCCAGCAAAGCGGCCAAAUCCGUCUCAAUUGGGAUCUGAACCUAAUGGUAUUGGUCAUGGUUUCCCUAUUGUACAAAUUGAGGCUGAUGGUGGACCUCUUGGAAAUCCAGCAUUACCUCCUUUGCAAAGAAGAUCAGAACCUCAAGUCAUACAAGCAACUAGUGGAUCAUCAAGAGAUGAUUCAGAUGAUGAUGAAUUUGAGGGAGAAUUGGAGAUCACUGAGAAUAUGGAUCCUGCUGAUGCAAAGCGUGCCCGGAGGAUGCUGUCAAAUCGAGAAUCAGCUAGACGCUCAAGACGAAGAAAACAAGCACAGAUGAGUGAACUUGAGACACAGGUUGGUCAUCUUAGGGUUGAACACUCUACGUUAUCAAAGCGUCUCUCUGAGAUGGAAAAUAAGUGUGGCACAUCUGGUUCUGACAACAGAAUUUUAAAAGCUGAAAUUGAGUCCAUGAGAGCACAGGUGAAGAUGGCUGAAGAACAAAUUAAGCGAGUGACAGGGCUCCACCCACUGUUGCUAGCGAUGGCUAACAUACCUGGUGCAGGAAUGCCAUUUGUCAACAAUAGCCCGGUACAUGCAUCUACAAAUGCUUCUUUACCCAUUCCACCAAACCUCAACCACAACCAAUUCUUUCACCAGCCGCCGGUUCCUACAGUUGGCAAUAGUGGUCCACAUCCCCAGAGAUUAGACAAUAAUUUUGCCACUGACCCCUUAAUCCCUCUUAUGGGAAACCAACAUAAAGAUAUUGGGGGAAGCAGAGUCGCUGAAAUGUCUUCUGUGCAGCACACAACUGGCGUGCAACAAGUGCAAAAGCAGAUUUCCCCAAACACUGGUUCGGAUGGGGCCAUGCCUGGUUGGGACAAUGAGCUUUCUCGUGCAGUUGCAAACAAUAACCAGCAGAAUAAGUAUUAGUUCAGAUUAUAUGUGAAUAUUGAUUCAACUGCAUCUUUCUUGUUAUUAUUAUGAUUUAGUUUAUUCACUAUUGGUUAAUUUGGAUGGGAGUACUUAAAUAAUAGGCUUUACAUUUCAGUUUCUAGUUUAAAUAACUUGAAAUUUA